This is a messenger RNA of Solea solea (common sole), 2981 nucleotides long. It is a transcript of the gene tnni3k, whose product is annotated as TNNI3 interacting kinase. The coding region runs from base 197 to 2704 and encodes 835 amino acids. The transcript is spliced from 25 exons. The record is from RefSeq and is a predicted model, not a curated record. Gene Ontology annotation, molecular function: protein binding; aspartic-type endopeptidase activity; ATP binding. NCBI's taxonomy places the organism in Eukaryota, Metazoa, Chordata, Actinopteri, Pleuronectiformes, Soleidae. Gene Ontology annotation, cellular component: ciliary inversin compartment. Gene Ontology annotation, biological process: protein localization to ciliary inversin compartment; proteolysis; protein phosphorylation.
UGUACGCUUGCUUGCAUUUGGAGAGAGAUCGGUUGUCAUACUUGUUGGGCAUUCCAUUCAAAGGUGUUUAUUUAUAGCCCUCAGCCACGAUCCCGCUUUAUCUGGACCUUUGCUAUUGUGGCACAGAGAGAGCGAUUGUGUUACUGCUUUAUUCACCAAACUACUCGGUGCAUUGUACAAGACAACAAACCGAUCAAUGGGAAAUUACAAAUCAAGACCAUCGCAGACAUGCACAGACGAGUGGAAGAAGAAGGUGGCAGAGUCGUACUCUGUGAUCAUUGAGAGGUUGGACGAUGACCUCAAACUCAAAGACAGUGAGCUUGCGGACCUCAACCUCGCUUUUGGCUCUGAUGAGGCUUUUCAGAAGGUGAAUUUGAGCUACCGCACAGAGAAGGGGCUGUCGCUGCUACAUCUCUGCUGCGUAUGUGGAGGGAACAAGACUCAUAUCCGCACCCUGAUCCUUAAAGGCCUGCGUCCUUCCAGACUGUCGAGGAGCGGGUUCACUGCGCUCCACCUGGCUGCUUACAUGGACAAUGCUGAGCUGCUGACAGAACUUCUUCACGGAGGGUCAGAUGUGCAGCAGCUGGGCUACGGAGCACUCACUGCUCUGCAUGUUGCUACACUGGCCGGGAACCAAGAGGCCGCAGAUAUUCUCCUGCAGAAUGGAGCUUGUGUGAAUGUCCAAGAUGCUGUGUUUUUCACUCCACUGCAUAUUGCUUGCUACUGUGGCCAUGAGCAGUUAGCAAAGCUGAUGCUAAAAUUUGGAGCAGAUGUGAAUAUGGGUGGUGAGGUGGGAGACCGGCCUCUGCACCUGGCCGCUGCCAAGGGUUUCCUCAGCAUCAUGAAAGUGCUGAUGGGGGAAGGAAGCAAAGCUGAUGUGAAUGCCCAGGACAACGAAGACCACGUCCCUCUUCACUUCUGCGCUCGUUUCGGUCACCAGGAGAUUGUGCGUUUCCUCCUGCAAGGCAACUUUGAAAUACAGCCGCACUCUGUCAACAUCUACGGGGACACACCGUUACACUUGGCCUGCUACAACGGGAAAUUCACAGCAGCCAAGGAACUCGUACAACUUUCUGGUACAGAAAGUUUUUCUAAGGAGAACAUAUUUAGUGAGACAGUACUUCACAGUGCAUGCACCUAUGGUAAAGACCUGGAGAUGGUGAAGUUCUUGUUGAGUCAGAGUGCUAUGAGCAUCAACCAUCAGGGCAGAGAUGGACACACAGCUCUGCACAGUUCCUGUUUCCACGGCCACAUCCGUCUGGUGCAGUUUUUGCUGGACAGUGGUGCAGACAUGAACCUGGUCGCCUGCGACCCAAGCAGGUCCAGUGGGGAGAAGGACGAGCAGACGUGCCUCAUGUGGGCAUAUGAAAAAGGUCACGAUGCCAUUGUCACCUUACUGAAGCACUACAAACGUCCAGAUGACUCUCCCUGCAAUGAGUACUCGCAGCCAGGAGGGGAUGGGUCCUACGUUUCUGUCCCGUCUCCUCUGGGAAAGAUCAAAAGCAUGACGAAAGAGAAAGCAGACGUUCUCCUGCUCAGGGUCAGCCUUCCAUCCCAUUUCCACCUUCAGCUGUCUGAGCUGGAGUUCAACGAAAUUAUUGGAUCAGGCUCCUUCGGAAAAGUCUAUAAAGGCAAAUACCGGAACAAAAUUGUGGCCAUAAAACGCUAUCGCGCUAACACAUACUGCUCCAAGUCAGAUGUGGACAUGUUCUGCAGAGAGGUCUCCAUCCUCUGUCGCCUCAAUCACCCCUGCAUCAUUCAUUUUGUGGGGGCGUGUCUGGACGAUCCCAGCCAGUUUGCCAUUGUGACCCAGUACAUCAGUGGAGGCUCACUGUUCUCGCUGCUGCACGAGCAGAAGAGGCUCAUCGACCUGCAGUCCAAGCUAAUCAUUGCCAUCGACGUGGCCAAGGGCAUGGAGUACCUGCACAACCUCACUCAACCCAUCAUUCACAGGGACCUCAACAGCCACAAUAUUCUGCUUUAUGAGGACGGACACGCUGUGGUGGCUGAUUUUGGAGAAUCCAGAUUUUUACAAUCUGUAGAUGAGGAUAACAUGACCAAGCAGCCAGGGAACCUUCGAUGGAUGGCUCCGGAGGUGUUCACCCAGUGCACUCGCUACUCAGUGAAGGCGGACAUGUUCAGCUAUGCCCUCUGUCUGUGGGAGCUGCUAACGGGAGAAAUUCCGUUCGCUCACUUGAAACCAGCUGCAGCAGCAGCAGACAUGGCGUACCAUCACAUCCGGCCUCCUGUUGGCUAUUCCAUCCCUAAACCCAUCUCUGCUCUUCUGAUGAGGGGCUGGAACUCAUGUCCAGAGGACAGGCCUGACUUCUCCGAAGUGGUUUCCAACCUGGAGGAAUGCUUGUGCAAUGUUGAGCUGAUGUCUCCCGCCUCCAGUAACAGUAGCGGCUCUCUGUCACCCUCCUCCUCCUCUGACUGUCUCCUCGGGCGAGGAGGACCUGGCCGGAGCCACGUGGCCGCCCUUCGUUCUCGCUUUGAGCUCGAGUACGCUCUAAACACUCGUGCCUAUGCCUCUUGGACUCAGAGCGAGCAACGGCGAGCAUCUGGAGGCCUCUCACUGGAGGAACUAAGGAGGAAUAUGCAGUUUCCUCCCAUUGAUCGAAAUGGAUAUGUGUCCGACCCCAUGAGCACCAUGAGAUUCUGCUCUUCCUUCAGCAGCAGCGGCAGCUUCGAGGACAGUAACUAACACCCACUGCUCUUUAUUAUGGCUUUAUUUAUUCAGAUAUUCAUCAAAUAGGUUUGAAAUUGAAUUUACACUUGUAUAAAUAUACGGCAGGAGUGUUAGAUACAUUGCUAAAUGUUAACUCAUUCGCUGUUGUGUAAGGAUAGGUUGUUUGUUAGUUUACGUGGUAUGUUCUUCCCAACAUGUCCAGUCUUUUAUGAUAUGUUUUGUAAACUUUUCAAUACUGAGAUGAAGCUUCUAGGUCCUGUUUUAAAUAUAAUUAAAGAAGUGUGUGUAUUGA